CCUAGCGAUUCCUAGAGAGGUGUUCUCUCAGAUGAAAAUAGUGGUCUUGUUAUUUGCAGCUUUCCAUAUUCACAGGGGUCCAGUCCCCUAACCCCAGAAGAUGUGAAGGGUAUUUAUCUCACUUGAUGAUUUGAGGGUGGCACUUUCUUAGAUCUAGGCCAUUUCUGGGGAUGCUCUUCUGAGUUUACCUGGCUUGCCCAGGUCCCUUUCCUUUGCCUGUAAGUGCAGGUGGGAUCCUGCUUGCCUGUUCAGGAAUGCUUUUCCUUACUUCUUUGGGUGGUAGAGAGUCAUCCUUUAAAGGGGAGCCUUGGCCGUGGUCCUUCUUUUGCAGCGUUUGCCAUGGCAUGCUGGGAUAAAAGGGGAGGAUGGCAGUGCGGGUCCCUUGUUUGGCUGGAAUUGAUCCUCUGCUGCUUUCUUUGUCUGCAGGCCACCACAGAAAAGACACCGAACUGUCGAAGACUUCAAUCAGUUCUGCACCUUUGUGCUAGCCUAUGCAGGCUACAUCCCAUACCCAAGUGAGAAUGAGCCCUGGCCCCAUCGGGGCAACAUGAGCCCCCAGAACAGCACAGGCAGCACUCAAGAUGGCGACAGCUGGACUUCAUCCCAGUCCUGUGACUCCCAGGCGCUGUCGGAUGAUGGAGGGAGUAGGAACACUAGAUGCAAAGGAUCUGGAGAUCUCUUCCUCAGCUAUCCUGGUGGCAUUUCCAGUAGCUUCUGUGCAAGCCGGCCCCAGCAAACUAAGAAAAGGAAGCAGUCCACAAAGAAGCGCAUCUUGGGUCAAGAGGUGGACAAGAGGGUCACGCCAACAAAAGUGAAGGACCUGAAGCAAGAAAAGGUGGAGCACAGAGAGGAAACUCAUGCUGAAGCAGGAGUACUUGAAUCCCAUUUCCCAAGGGAAUCACUCAAGCCUAAAUCUCUCCUGGAGCAAUACAUAAAGGAGAAUGCCUGGGUCCCUCAGGUGCAGACCACUGAGAAACCUGAGGAGACAUGCAAGGAGGAAAGAGUCAGCCCUUCCUCUUGGAACAAUGUAGAGCAGAGCAAUGAGGAAGAACUCAGUCAAGAUGGCUCCCAACUUGGUACUUCAUGUGAGGAGUUUGCUGCAUCCUCAGACACCAAAACAGAUGAGGACGAUGCCUGGGAUCUCAUCACUUGCUUCUGCUUAAAGCCUUUUGCUGGGAGACCCAUGAUAGAGUGCAGCGAGUGCACCACUUGGAUCCACCUCUCUUGCGCUAAGAUACGCAAGUCCAACGUGCCUGACAUCUUUAUCUGCCAGCGAUGCCGCGAUUCGAAGCAGGAGAUCCGCCGUUCCAACCGAGCCCGCACCAUCCCACGCAAGCGCUUCUGUGACUGACUGUGGUACGGAGGAUGGGUGGGUUCUCUUUAAGCCUGGACUGGGUCCUUGUUGGCAAGACAAUCAGAAUGCAGGAACUUCCCUGGGGAACAGGCAGGGUCCCCUGUUUUUCCAAGGCAAUAGUACAUAUAUAUCUGUCUAUAUAUGUGUCUUAAAGACCACGAGAGGAGGAAGAGAAACAUGCUGUUUUCUUCUUGCAAAUGCCUGUAAACUGUGCUACUGAGACCUCAGGGUUCCCUUAGAGCAGCAAAUGCAAAGGCACCUGGCAGACACAAGUGACUAGUUUGGGGGAUUCCAGCGCACAAUGCACAAGGUCACCCAGAAGCCUUUUUGCCCUUGUGCAGGUGUGAGCUUGUGCCUUUCCCCAGUAAACUAGUAGGAGUUGGCCCACAGUUAGUUGUUCUGUGGUAUGAAUAGCUUCUCGGACUUUAAUUUCUAAGUGCAUAUCCUCAGUUGUUGUUUCUAUCCCGUUGCUGUUAUUCUCUUUGCAAAAUAAGUUGAGGAGCUUUGGGGACCUUUUCGCAAAGAUGUAAAGCACAUGUUAAAGAGGGCAGUUGUCGUCUUGUGCACAUUCUGCUAAUGGGGGGGGGGGGUUGGCUUCAGACUUUGGUACCGACUGUGGUCAUUGCUCCCCAUUCUCCUUGAAAAACCUGUCCUCUUGGCAACCUAGCUUUUCCGGUCCUUAUUCAGGCUAGUUGCCAAUGGGAGAGGCAUGGCAAUACUCACUGAAUGUAAAUAUUUUGUAUACAGGUUCCUAGAAUAUGUCCAAGUGUACCUACUCCCCCCCCCCCCCCAUCACCACCACACACCCAAGACUUACAGUUGCACUACUGUCUUAUUUGAGUUUGGAACGCAGAAGUGUGGCAAGAGACCAAAGCUGUAGAGGUGAUAGUGACUGCUUCCAAAUCUGAAAGUGUGGUAGUCUUAAGAGAGCCAGAGCUUAUGGCAGUGAGCCGCACUGAAGAAGCAGAUUGGGUCCUGCUUUUGUUUUCAAGUUGCUUUCUCAUUGCUAAAGAUACUUUGCCACGGUUGCCAAUGUUGAAAUUUGGAGGAUGCUAAAGGAAAGCGACCUGUCUACUAUGCAAGCCACCACUGUUUGUUCUUUGGUGGGGAGGUGUGUGGUCAUGCCAGCAAACUACUGCUUGAUUUGGAGAGAAGACAGGUCCACUUGCACUCUACUCAGUCCACUGAACCUCUUCAAUUUGACCCAUGUGCCUUCUUUCUCACACACCGCCACGUCUUUGGUCACGCUUGUAACCAUAGCCCUGUUUUCAUUGUAACAAGGGAUUUGGAGUGGCUUGAGGAUUGGUCUUGUCCUGUUAAGAGGGACUUGAAUGCUCAGCCGUCGCGCUGUAGGAAGAAUUUGAAGAGCUACACCAGGAGUCCAUCACAAGCCCUCUCCUUUCCCUUUGAAGCGUUUACACUUUUCUAGUUAGUCACUUUCUAUGACAAAGAUGUAUGUAGUAUAUUCUGGUCUUUGUCCUGUGCAGAGUGUCUGGAGUCAUAAUGUAUAGAAUAAAAAUACUUUUAAUUA
Molecule: messenger RNA, 2885 nt
Organism: Sceloporus undulatus (fence lizard)
Lineage: Eukaryota; Metazoa; Chordata; Lepidosauria; Squamata; Phrynosomatidae
Product: PHD finger protein 23-like
Exons: 5
Coding region: 548-1351 (267 amino acids)
Biological process (GO): mitotic chromosome condensation
Molecular function (GO): chromatin binding
Source: RefSeq, a predicted model, not a curated record